This is a messenger RNA of Erythranthe guttata (spotted monkey flower), 711 nucleotides long. The record is from RefSeq and is a predicted model, not a curated record. NCBI's taxonomy places the organism in Eukaryota, Viridiplantae, Streptophyta, Magnoliopsida, Lamiales, Phrymaceae.
AUGUCGACGAUUGCAUCUUUAAUAUCAAGGGAAAUUAGAGACCAAGUGUAUGAUGAGAAGGCCAAUACGGUCACAAUAAUUGUGGUGUGCUGCAGCCCUGAAAAAAUUCGUGACAAAUUAUGUUGCAAAGGUGGCAAAGUAAUCAAAAGCAUUGAAAUCAAAGCGCCUCCAAAGCCCAAAGAGCCCGAAAAAAAGCCCAAAGAACCCGAAAAUAAACCCAAAGAGCCCGAAAAGCCGAAAAUUGUUGUCAUCGAAAAGCCCAAAGAGCCCGAAAAGCCGAAAGUCGUUACAUUCGAAAAGCCUAAAGAACCCGAAAAGCCGAAAGAGAAGCCCAAGUCCGACGGACCUCCUAAGGAGGCUCCGAAGGGCGCUGAGCCGGCUAAAAAACCGGAAGCGGCCGCCGCGAAGCCGCAGCCGUCGGCGGAGCCGGCGAAGGGUCCCGAGCCGGUUCCGGUGAACGGAGUCCCGUCGGUUUUCCCUUACGUGGGGCCGAGUUACGAUGGUUAUAGCUCCGGCCCGUAUUACCAUGGCUACGGGUUUCCGCCGCCGCCGCAGCCGUGUUACGAAGGGUAUUAUGGGAAUGCCAAUGGGUACGGAUACGGGUCGGGGACCGGGUACGGGUACGGGUCCGGGUAUGGUAGGGUUGGUCAAGUCAACAGAUCUGAUAACUACUUCAGUGAAGAAAACCCUCAAGCUUGCUCCAUCAUGUAA